AAUUGGCGCCAUCGCCUACAGGGUGUCAUACAACUGGAACAAUCACUCAGAUCCUCCGACAAUUUAGCACGUGUCCAACCCUGUUUGGAUUCUCUGCUGCGCACCCUACUCUCCUCGGAGUGCAAAGCCGAAGUGGCCGAGGAAAAACGAAAACUAUUAAUUAAUUUGAUAACACGCCUGCCACUGGACAAUUUGGAAGACCGCACAAUGCAAAUUAUGAGUGGCCUGUGUCGGCAGGGUGGUGCCGGGGCCAAUCGGGUGUGCAAAGCCCUAAUGCAACGCCUGCCACCGUCGGCCAUUAUUUUGAAAUUGAUAUCGCAGGACUUUCUGCAUGCCAAAAGCUCAAGGUUCCGUGAACAUGCCUUACAAAUGGUGAUCUACGCACUCAUGACCUUUCCCAGUACCUGUUUCGAUACGCCGACUUGCAUUACUAAUGCCACAUAUGCCGCACUGAAUCGUAAGCGUCGGGUACGCCAAGCAGCACUUGAUGUCCUGGCAGUGUUGGGUCAGAUUUCCUCCAGCCGCGAAGUGCUUGAUGUGGUGCAACAAAUUGCCAGUUCACGUGAUGAUGGUGCAGCAUUGGUAGCAGCAGUUAAGACCCGUUUGUCACGCAAACAGCUACCAUUGGUGAGCACUGAUGGUGCGGUACAAUAUUCAUUGCAUGUGCCACCCUCACAAUUGGCCGUAGCUACUGCGUCAAAUAUCACUGAUAGUGUGGCAAAUGAGAGCAGCUCCGCAUUAGAAGACUACAAAACCUCGAAAUCAAAUGACAAUGUAAACGCCACCUCCCACACAGAGGGCAAUGGCCAACAGGGUCCCGACAUAGACUGGAUAACGGCGGGUAUUGGUUCGGUGUCACCCUCCUCUCUUAAGAGAAGAGCUCAGCGGACACGUGUUAGUACACAGCAAAGUUUUCGUUGCCUGAAAACCGGUUCGAAUAGUGAUGACCCGCUCUAUCGACAAUCAUUUCGCAAGCCCACGGAAAUCUCCAUACAUUCGAAGAUAUUUGAAAAUGUACGUAGGUAUAUGGGUUGUGGUGAUAGUAACGUUGUUUUCACCAAGGGAAUAUAA
Messenger RNA from Musca vetustissima, 1071 nucleotides. RefSeq lists its product as uncharacterized. The annotation marks the transcript as partial. The record is from RefSeq and is a predicted model, not a curated record. The transcript is spliced from 3 exons. Lineage: Eukaryota; Metazoa; Arthropoda; Insecta; Diptera; Muscidae. Gene Ontology annotation, biological process: microtubule cytoskeleton organization. Gene Ontology annotation, molecular function: microtubule binding. Gene Ontology annotation, cellular component: cytoplasmic microtubule; cilium.